This is a messenger RNA of Homarus americanus (American lobster), 474 nucleotides long. RefSeq names its product extensin-3-like. The transcript has a single exon. NCBI's taxonomy places the organism in Eukaryota, Metazoa, Arthropoda, Malacostraca, Decapoda, Nephropidae. The record is from RefSeq and is a predicted model, not a curated record. The coding region runs from base 1 to 474 and encodes 157 amino acids.
AUGCCCCCACAGACCUGCCACGCCCCACAGAUCUACCACGCCCCCACAGACCUGCCACGCCCCCACAGAUCUACCACGCCCCCACAGAUUUGCCACGCCCCACAGACCUGCCACGCCCCACAGAUCUACCACGCCCCCACAGAUCUGCCACGCCCCCCACAGAUCUGCCCGCCCCCACAGAUCUACCACGCCCCCACAGAUUGCCACGCUCCCACAGACCUGCCACGCCCCCACAGAUCUGCCACGCCCCCACAGAUCUGCCACGCCCCACAGACCUGCCACGCCCCCACAGAUCUACCACGCCCCCACAGAUCUGCCACGCCCCCACAGAUCUACCACGCCCCCACAGAUCUACCACGCCCACACGCCUACAUUCCUCAGGCCUCUCCACCCUUAACCAUUUGUCCUGAAGUCCCUACAUUCCUCGUAUCUACAAGCCACGCCACUACACUAUCACUGCUACCGACACACUGA